AGGCAUGCCGGGAGCCCGCACUUCCUCCUUGGGGGCCUCAGAAAACCACAGGGCGCUGAGCCAGGGCGGCGGCCCCCGGGGAGCCGGCACAAUGGCAGAGGGCAAGGCUGGCGGCGCGGCCGGCCUCUUCGCCAAGCAGGUGCAGAAGAAGUUCAGCAGGGCCCAGGAGAAGGUGCUGCAGAAACUGGGGAAAGCUGUAGAAACCAAAGAUGAACGAUUUGAACAAAGCGCUAACAACUUCUACCAACAACAGGCAGAAGGCUACAAGCUGUACAAGGACCUGAAGAACUUCCUUAGUGCAGUCAAAGUGAUGCAUGAAAGUUCAAAAAGAGUGUCAGAAACCCUGCAGGAGAUCUACAACAGCGAGUGGGACGGUCAUGAGGAGCUGAAGACCAUCGUAGGGAAUAAUGAUCUCCUUUGGGAAGACUACGAGGAGAAACUGGCUGACCAGGCUGUGAGGACCAUGGAAAACUACGUUGCCCAGUUCAGCGAAAUUAAGGAGAGAAUUGCCAAGCGGGGUCGGAAACUCGUGGACUAUGACAGUACCCGACAUCACCUGGAGGCAGUGCAGAAUGCCAAGAAGAAGGAUGAGGCCAAGACUGCCAAGGCAGAGGAAGAGUUCAACAAAGCCCAGACUGUGUUUGAAGAUCUGAACCAAGAACUACUAGAGGAGCUGCCUAUUCUUUAUAAUAGUCGUAUUGGCUGCUAUGUGACCAUCUUCCAAAACAUUUCCAACUUGAGGGAUGUCUUCUACAGGGAAAUGAGCAAGCUGAACCACAAUCUCUACGAGGUGAUGAGCAAACUGGAGAAGCAACAUUCCAAUAAAGUCUUUGUGGUGAAGGGACUGUCAAGCAGCAGGCGCUCUUUAGUCAUUUCUCCCCCAGUUCAAACAACUAUGGUCUCCAGUCCUCUUUCCUCACCUACUAGUCCCUCUACACUUUCCUUGAAGAGUGAGAGUGAAUCUGUCUCAGCAACUGAAGAUCUGGCACCUGAUGCAGCCCAGGGGGACGACAAUUCUGAGAUCAAGGAGCUCUUAGAAGAUGAGGAAAUAGAGAAGGAAGGAUCUGAAGCAAGCUCCUCUGAGGAAGAAGAGCCUCUACCAGCCUGCAAUGGCCCCGCCCAGGCCCAGCCCUCGCUUACCAUUGAGAGUGUCAAGUCCCAGGAGGAAGUUCUCCCCAGCUCCCCAGCUCCAUCACCUGGCGGAGCCCUGAGCCCUUCAGGGCAGCCUUCAUCUGCCGCAGAAGUAGUCCUCCGAACCCGCACUGCAAGUGAAGGAUCCGAACAACCAAAGAAGAGAGCCUCUCUCCAGAGGACCUCAGCACCCCCUAGUAGGCCUCCUCCACCUAGAGCCACUGCAAGCCCCAGGCCCUCCUCAGGGAACAUACCCUCCAGCCCUCCAGCCUCUGGAGGGGGUUCACCCACCAGCCCUAGGGCCUCCUUGGGGACUGGGACUCCAAGUCCUAGGACCUCCCUAGAGGUCUCUCCUAAUCCAGAAACACCAGAGAAGCCAGUGAGAACUCCUGAGGCCAAAGAAAAUGAAAACAACCACAAUCAGAACCCUGAAGAACUUUGUACUUCCCCCACCUUAAUGACAUCUCAGAUUGCUUCAGAGCCUGGAGAGGCAAAGAAGAUGGAAGACAAGGAAGAGGAUGAUAAGCUUAUCUCAGCUGACUCCUCAGAGGGCCAAGACCAGCUUCAAGUCUCCGCGGUACCAGAAAACAACAACCUCACAGCACCUGAACCUCAAGAAGAGGUGUCUACAAGUGAAAAUCCACAACUCUAAAGAGAAACUGCCAAGACUCCCCCUGCCCCACACCUCCCCAGAGAAGCUCUUCAACCAGAGGGUAUAGGUCAGAGGGAUAUAAGAGCCAGCAUCUAUUCCUGGGUUCUCAGUGGGAAUGCUGGUGCUGUCUAAAGACCUGGCAUUAAUCAAGGUGGAGGAGCAGCCUUGUGGGAGGGAUGGAGGGAGGCAGGCUGGGGAGAAGAGAACAUUAGAUUCAGGAAAUAUUUAAUUCUGGUUUUAGCAUUAUUAGAAUAAGACUUUAUACAUUAACUAAAGUGGAGCUUUAAUCACUAUAAAAACCAAAAGUAUCUAUAGACACAGACACUUGUCUACACAGAGACAUAACCACACAUGACUCAGAGGAUAGUGAACAAAUCUGUCUUUGACUUAUGACCCAUUUUCCAAGACUUAAAGCCAGAAGAACACAUUUUCAGAUUGUUAAAUAAAGUCUGAUUCUGACUA
This is a messenger RNA of Rhinopithecus roxellana (golden snub-nosed monkey), 2245 nucleotides long. It is a transcript of the gene BIN2, whose product is annotated as bridging integrator 2. The record is from RefSeq and is a predicted model, not a curated record. Gene Ontology annotation, biological process: phagocytosis, engulfment; plasma membrane tubulation; podosome assembly. Bases 5 to 1783 code for a protein of 592 amino acids. Lineage: Eukaryota; Metazoa; Chordata; Mammalia; Primates; Cercopithecidae. The transcript is spliced from 13 exons. Gene Ontology annotation, cellular component: phagocytic cup; cytoplasm; podosome. Gene Ontology annotation, molecular function: protein binding; phospholipid binding.